UUUAAUUACCGUUCACGCACUCAGAUCACAUUAGCGUAGCCUGCCUACGUCAUCAUCAACAGUACCUUCCUACCCCCUUCUUCCUAAACCCCGCGAGAGGAGAGACCAGCAUUCCGUAAUACCAACAACCAAAAUCUUCCUCUUCCUCCUCCGCCUCCGCCUUCUCCUCCUCCUCCGUCAUUCUUAUUUUUAAUUAAUUCCUUGCCUUCAAUCAACAAAAAUUAGCAUUUACCUGAAUUCGUAAUGGCUCCGGCCACCACCUCCUCGGCGGCUGCGGCAGCUGCUCCAGCUCACCUUUUUAUCCGCUUCAACCGGAGGACAUCGGCGCCGCGCCAGCCUUCGCCGCCUGGGUCGCCGCCGAAGAAGAAGAUGAAGUCCAUGGCGGAGAUAAUGGCGAAGGCUAAAUUCACGGUGGUGGAGAGAGGUGAUUAUGGCGACGUUACCUGCGAGCAUUGUGGGUCGGGUGACCGAUCCGACGAGCUGCUUCUUUGCGAUAAAUGCGAUAGAGGCUUCCACAUGAAAUGCCUCAGGCCUAUCGUCGCCAUUGUCCCUAUUGGAUCAUGGCUCUGCCCUGCCUGCUCCGGACACAGACGAGUAAGAAGUUUCUCGCAGAAAAAAAUUGUUGAUUUUUUCCGGAUUCAGAAAUGUAGUGAUCGAUACCCCAAAGACGAAUGUGCUUCUCCUCAAGAUGCCAGAAAACGCCGGAGGCGUUCAGGAUCAUUAGUGUUGCAGAAGAGAAGAAGAAGAAUACUUCCAUUUGUUUCAUCAGAAGAUCCUGCUCAAAGGCUGAAACAAAUGGGUUCGCUGGCUUCUGCUUUAACAGCAUUGCACAUGGAAUUCAGUGAUGAUCUCGCUUACAUGCCCGGAAUGGCUCCAAGAUCUGCUAAUCAGUCCAAGUUUGAAGAUGGUGGCAUGCAGAUUCUUUCCAAGGAAGAUACCGAGACAUUGGAGCUUUGCAGAACCAUGUGCAAAAGAGGCGAAUGCCCUCCUCUUAAAGUAGCUUUUGAUUCACACGAAGGUUUUACAGUAGAGGCUGAUGAGCAGAUGAAGGAUAUGACUUUUAUUGCUGAAUACACGGGUGAUGUUGAUUACAUUAAGCAUCGGGAAAAUGACGAUUGUGACAGUAUGAUGACCCUUCUGUUAGCAACUGAACCAUCUAAAAGUCUUGUCAUCUGCCCGGAUAAACGCGGAAACAUUGCUCGAUUUAUCAACGGCAUCAACAAUCAUACCUUGGAAGGAAAAAAGAAGCAGAAUUGUAAAUGCGUGAGAUACAGUGUUAAUGGUGAAUGUCGGGUCUUUUUGGUUGCUACUCGUGAUAUUGCUAAAGGGGAGAGGCUAUAUUAUGACUAUAACGGAUACGAGCAAGAGUACCCUACUCAACAUUUUCUCUGAGCCGUUGUUUUAGACGUUAUAGACGUUAACGGCUUCCAUCUAGCAAUCCGAAUUGGGAUUUUAUUUUGCUCCUAAUUCUUCUUUGUUUUUCCUCUUUCAACCUUUUACUUGUCGUUCCAAUUUUCUUCUAGUUUUUCCUUUGAGCCUUUCAUUGUAAUUCCAUAUAGAGCUGGCCCAUUAUUUGGCCCUUGGAUAUAGAAUUAUAGACUAGGCCAAGGUAAAUUUUUCUUGGUAGUUAAGCAAAUGAAAAGAGUUUUAUCUUUUCGGAGUAUAACUUAAGGGAAUUGUUAUUAGCACUGCGAAAUAGCAUCCUGCUGUUCCCUCAAUUUUUUCCAUUAGGGAGAAGUGCGUGAUCAGAUUUUUAAGGACUGCAAGUAGCGGCUCCCUAACUUGUUAAACAUCUUUCUUUGUAAUUUGUUUCAAUGGAAAAUUUUACUUUGAGUUUA
Messenger RNA from Malus domestica (apple), 1838 nucleotides. RefSeq names its product probable Histone-lysine N-methyltransferase ATXR5. The record is from RefSeq and is a predicted model, not a curated record. Lineage: Eukaryota; Viridiplantae; Streptophyta; Magnoliopsida; Rosales; Rosaceae. Gene Ontology annotation, molecular function: protein binding.